Mucor velutinosus is the source of this 1947-nucleotide messenger RNA. RefSeq lists its product as uncharacterized. The transcript is spliced from 2 exons. Gene Ontology annotation, molecular function: glycosyltransferase activity. Gene Ontology annotation, cellular component: Golgi membrane. Gene Ontology annotation, biological process: protein N-linked glycosylation. Bases 1 to 1947 code for a protein of 648 amino acids. The record is from RefSeq and is a predicted model, not a curated record. NCBI's taxonomy places the organism in Eukaryota, Fungi, Mucoromycota, Mucoromycetes, Mucorales, Mucoraceae.
AUGGCAGGUUCAGAUUUGCCUUUCCCAAACAAUGCAAGGUCGGAAAAUACAUCGCUAUUUGGUGCUGCUCGCUUUGGAAGAAAGAAGAGAACCAUCUUCUUCUUGUUGCUCGUUGCCAUCUUUUUCAUCUUAUGGUUCAACUCUGAUUUAGAUCGCUCCAGUUCAAGUAUCACAUCUCAUGUGCCUGACGAUGCUACUGGCAUCAGCCCUGAUAGUCAGAAGUCUGGAGUUGCCGAGAAUGAUAAGAAACCCUCUCCAAAGGUAGACUUGGAGGUGGAGGAGGAAGAGGAGGCAAACCAGAUAGAAGAAGAGGAAGCCUUGAACGAGGAAAUUCAAAAAGAAGCCGUUCCUACUAGAAAGCCUACUACCAACACAAACACCUCAAGUAAAAAACCUAGCAACUCGGUUACUACCAUCAAGAUGCAGCCUCAACACUUCAAAUACUUUAUCGUGAUCGCUUCCCGAGCCACCAAUCUCAGUCGUCGACAAUUGAUUCGUAACACAUACUUUGGCUUGGGUGAUAAUAUCGAGCCAUGUAUGAAGAGAGAUAAGGGCUUGAACUAUCUUUUCUGGAUUUAUGGUGAUGAGCCCGCUGCCAAAACCCCUGAACGCCGUUUAUAUGAAACUGAAAAGAUGGAGUGGAAUGAUUUGGAAAAAGUCAAUGCUAAAUCAUACAAUCAAGACGAAAUCUUGAAAUGGGCCAGUUCUACUUUAAGCGAAAGAGGUGUAACUUUUGACUACUUGAUCAUUCAAGAUGGCUACUCGCUUAUCCAGCUCAACUAUAUCCAGCAACAAAUUCAGUCUGAAGUAGGUAAAAUGUGGGAGGUUGGAAAGACUGCAAAUGAUAUUGCUUGGGUGUCUCCAAAGAACAGUAAUGUUCUUGUGGCUGGUGUGGAUGCUGUCAAGAAGCUGUUGGAACGUGAAUCUGACAUGAAGGAUGUUGUUGCUGAGGGUGGCGCUACUUUGAUGACAAACUUCUACGAGUUCUACAGAUCCAUCACGGUCCAACUCAAGCAUAUCACUGCUAAAAAGCAAGUAGAGCGUUUGCAAAGCUUCAAGAACGAAUUGCCCAUCUUUAUUGAUGAUCACACCCGCUUCAACACUUGGGGAAACAAUGUUGAAUCCAUUCCAGACAUGACCAUUGCCGUUUCCAACAUUUACCAGGACACUGAUUUCACCGCUGUCGCAAAAGCUUUAAACGUUGGGGUUGCCUCCCUAUGUAAACCAUUUGAAAAGGCUAGCAUUGCCGUAGUAACCUCCUCAUUCAUCUACCCUGAUAGCUGUAUGGAGCCCUCUGCUGCUUUAGCUGCUGACAACAAGCGUCAAUAUGCCAUCGCUCACAACUAUGCAUUUGUUGCUCGUUCGAAUGAAUUUGCUCAACAAGAAUUACGAACCACCAAGCGUCGAACUGUGUGGGGCAAGAUUGAUGCAGUACAAAAGGUGCUUCCCAAAUACGACUGGCUUUUCUGGAUGGAUAUGGAUGCUGUCAUUAUGAACCCUAAUAUCACAGUGCAAGGCAUUCUCGAUGAUUUGCGUGCUAAAUAUCCAGAUGGUCCUCGUGCUUUUGAGAAGAACAUUGAUUUGGUGAUUGCCAAGCCCACAAAGGAUAAGAUGAUCAAUGCCGGUGUUUUCUUCAUGCGUAACACAGAGUGGGCUCAAAAGUUUUUGAAUGCGGUACAAGAUUCCAAGAAAUGGUACAACCAAGGACCUUCUUAUGAACAAGGUGCUAUGUGGGAUUUGAUUCAACUGCCAGGCUACAAGGAGCGUGUCCUUUUACUCGAAAAUGAUGACCACACCUUCAACACAUUGCCCUAUCGCUAUGUGCCUGGAGAUUUCAUCGUUCAUUUUGCUCCUGAUAAAUGUCCUGGUCCUGCUGUUUUGAAUGGCCUUGAGGCUGCUGAAUUGAUUCAACAAGGCGAGGUUAUUACUUCCUUUAAAGAGGAUUAA